This is a messenger RNA of Saccharomycodes ludwigii, 1452 nucleotides long. RefSeq names its product Pbn1p (gene PBN1). Gene Ontology annotation, cellular component: glycosylphosphatidylinositol-mannosyltransferase I complex; endoplasmic reticulum membrane. Gene Ontology annotation, molecular function: mannosyltransferase activity. The transcript has a single exon. Gene Ontology annotation, biological process: protein processing; GPI anchor biosynthetic process. NCBI's taxonomy places the organism in Eukaryota, Fungi, Ascomycota, Saccharomycetes, Saccharomycodales, Saccharomycodaceae. The coding region runs from base 1 to 1452 and encodes 483 amino acids. The record is from RefSeq and is a predicted model, not a curated record.
AUGAACAGAAUAACGCUAUUGUAUCAAGACGAAUCAUCUUUAUUCCAAACUACUGACAUCAAUGCUACUCAUAUUGUGGUCACCAAUCACAAUAAUGAUACACUUUACGUUCAAAAUACUACCGUAAUUUACGAUAAUACAGGUAAUGAUUUUAAUGACUUAAGAAGUAUGUUGUAUUUGUCUGAUGCUACUAACAUAAAUCAAGUACUUAACAAAAAGGAACCAUUUAGAAUCACCAUCGAUACCUCCCCCAUUUCUUCAUUUACCUCUCAGCAACUGUUAAUAAAACCUCUUUUGUUCUCAGGUUUAAACGUUUACACCUCAGAUAAUCAUAACUCGACUUCUUUCAUUGACAGUAAGUUUCAUCAAGUUUACCAUUCCAAUAAUUUAGAUGUUAUCUUUGAUCUAUUGCCAAAACAGUUUAUUGAAGAUUAUUUAUAUGACCUCAAUAAUAAUCAAAACAUUUCUUAUGAUAUAAUUGUAAACAAGGUCAGCAUUAUUAUCAGCAAAUAUUAUAACCCUUUCCAACAAAUAGGUAACAACACACCACAAAUUUUUUCCAUUUCGCAGGAUUCUUUUAACAAGAGAAAUAAAAAUAAGGAGGGCUGGAAGAAUGUUGUUGGACUAUUCUACCCAGAUUUAAUAGAAAAUGGAUACAACUUUGAAAAUCUGAUAAGUCUAAAUGGUCUAGAUUGCUCGUUCCCACCCUACAAUGAAAAUGAAAAUGAAGAUGACCACAGAUUGAAAUGUAAUAAAAGAUCUUUUUUUUAUCAAACUGCAUUUUCAACUAAUGAAAGGGAAAUCCAAGUCACUUUCAAACAACCGGUCGGAUUACACCCUGUUUUGCAAGUUGAUUUAAACUCUAUAACAGACAAGGCUGAUUGCAAACCAUUUGUGUUUAUGCAAUUACCUAAAACUUUAUUUGUAGACAAAUUCCAAUCGAACCCUGUUUUUCUCUUUGGAGAAGAUGAUUUAGAACUACCUGUUUAUAAAAUUAAAAAGUGGGGUAGUGAGGUUUUAUUUGAAUUAGAAUUUAAUAAGUCAAAUGAAAUAACCUUACAUUCAAGAUAUAUGAGCCCUGCUAAUAACAGCAAUAACAUUACUACCCCAUAUUUUGAAGAAUACAAUGUCAAUCCAUAUGUAUUCGUAGCAUGUGACAAUGAUAACUCUCAAGAUACUAACUCCAAUCCCAUAAUGAAUCCUUUUUAUGAAAAACAUUUUGGAUUGCAGGAUUUUUUCACUCCAAACACCAAUUUCCAAUUAUUAUCCUUUUCUCUAGAAAAGAAUCUCACCACCACUGUGCCUAUUCCUACUAUUAAUAUUAAUUCUUAUGAUACGAUAAGAUAUUCCAUCUGGACCGUGAUGACUUUGUCAAUCAUAUAUUUGUUAAAUAAGAUAUUCCAUAAUGACUUGCUUUCACAACAAAAACAACAUCAAAAAGAAAAGAAAUAG